Molecule: messenger RNA, 390 nt
Organism: Entrophospora sp. SA101
Lineage: Eukaryota; Fungi; Glomeromycota; Glomeromycetes; Entrophosporales; Entrophosporaceae
Source: the annotation of a GenBank genome assembly
AUGACAACAGCUGCUAGACCAACUUUUGAUCCUGCCCGAGGAAAUGAUAGUAAAGCACCAACUUUUCAAUAUAGUUCUAGAGAUCUUUCUGCUCAUACAAAACUUAAAUAUAGUGAUGAGGAAGAAGAAGACGAUACUGCAGCUUUAUUAGCUGAAUUAGAGAAAAUAAAAAAAGAGCGAACAGAGGAGAGAGAGCAACGACAAGAAGAAAUAAUGACGGGAAAUCCAUUAAUUGCAAAUAAAGAUUUUAAUGUUAGAAGAAGGUGGGAUGACGAUGUCAUUUUUAAGAAUCAGGCUCGUGGAGUUGAAGAUAACCCUAAAAAACGAUUUAUAAAUGAUACACUUAGAAGUGACUUUCAUCGUAAAUUUAUGAACAAAUAUGUUAAAUAA